AUGCAUUUAGACAUCAGGUAAAGCUGGGAAGUCCCCAACUUUCCACCGAUUCGGAGGAGGAGUGCUUUUAUAAAAUGCUUGUCUUCUGUGGUAAUUAUGAGGCACUUCUAGAUCUGGAAAUUCCGGGGAUGAUAUCACACUAUAAGGAGGAGACGAUAGAUUGGAAAGUGAAAGUAAAAUGUCAAGAGCACACAUUAGUGGGAGCGAGUGCAGUCAGAGCUGUGUCCUUCUAAUGUCUGACUGAUCAGAGAAACGAACCUGCAACCUGCUGGACUCUGGAGACGUUCUUUCUGAAGUGUAAACGUGGAUGGUCACGGCGGCAGCAUGACAUGGGGAUACCUGAACCACCUGCUUCUGCUGGUGUCCCUGACCUUGAUCCACCCGUCAGAGGAACAUUGCGAGAAUUAUUUUGAAAUGGAAACAUGGACAUCCUGGUACCCACUGACAGAUCCACCGGUUGAACUCAUAAGAACCAACAAUUCCAUGCACGGCAUGGAAUGUUCUCUGGAGAGAAUGUGCCUAAAAGAAAAAAAUGAGUGUACUUCUCUGGACAAAAAGUGCGAAAAUGGGGAACCAAAAGUGUGUUACCUUCUGUAUCAUUGCUUUGGUAGACAAACUGUUUCACAGAUAAGUGAAAAGUGUAAAGGGGAAAAGUAUGCAAGUGUACAGAUGCUUCACUUCAUGUGCUGGUUGGCCAUAGCAGCAGAUAUCGACAAAACUCCCGAAUACUGCGAUGACUACAGAGAUUUAUGCCAGACCUAUUCAGAGAUGGUAUUCCCUCCAAGACAUGGUCAAACAACAUUGCCGCCACCAACAACAACAACACAGCCAGCAACAACAAAUGCAACAACAACACCGCCAGAAUCAACAACAAUAGCAACAACAGCCGCGUUGCCACUGACAACAACAACAACACCGCCAGAAUCAACAACAAUAACAACAACAACAACCAAACUGCAAACAGCUACGACAAAAACAGCAGCAAUAUUCACAGCGAGUCCAAAUGGCGACAGGGGACAUCACAAGGGACAAAAAAGUGAUAGCCAAGAAACCUUGACCCUGAAGGUCUUUCUGAUGCUUUCUCUGAUAAUGAAUGUUGCCGUUCCGCUGCUUGUUUACUGGCACAUGCGUCGCCGGAGAGUACUGAUGAUGCAACAGAAUGGGAUGAAUGGAGCCCCGCUUCAGGCAGACACAGAGUCACAGUCAAACGUGAGUGUGGCGAAUACAACCGGAAAUGAGGAGGCCUUUUUAAUGCAGCCGUCCAGUCGCAGUUCACAGGCAUGACUGCAGCUGUGAAUGAGAACAACAGCUAUUUCUGCAUGCCUCUGUAUAUUCUUCACGCAUCACUGUUGUGGGAUGUAGCAGUAUUAGUGCCUCAGGACCCAAGAUGAGAGGGAUCAACUGAAAGACAAAGUUUCUCUUCAGAUGGGAGGCGAAGCGAGAGUUAACGUGCAGCGGCAUGAAAGUUCUCUCGGCUACACCGCAGUCCCAGCAAGUCUGAAAGAGAGUUUCACAAGGACUCCCUGAAAAAAAAUCAACUGGGUUCCUCCUCUGGGCUGUAUUUAAAAGAAUGUCUCAUUUUCUUCAGCGACGCCAGAGCAAACAGAAACCCGCAGGGUUGGUUGAAGCAGAGAUGAUGGUGUUUUAAUGAGGGAGGCGAGAGAGAAAGAGAGCAGCAGGACAAAAACAGUUUUUAACUUUUCAUGUCUAACCAUGACAACAUUUGUAUAAUGCGUUAGAAUGGAGGCCUAAGGAGAGCUUCUGCUGGGGUUUUGUUAUUAUUUGCAGCAUAAAAAGCCAAUGCAACACGACAUACAGGCCACACCGGCAUUUGGGAUUGUUCAUAGAGUGUAAAUGUGCUUGCAGUGCUUUGUGUUACCUCCAUUCACAUAGGAAUCGAAACACACUGGUAACAUCAGCUGAGCCCUUAGCUUCUAGCUUCACCUCCUCUGUCUUCUUAACGUUCUCUCCAAACUACUCCAAAUGUCCAAAUUCAACAUACAAAGCAUGGAUGUACAAAAUAACAGUGCAUGCUGGCUGCUCAGGAUGUAUUGUAUUCUAUUUCUUGUCGUGUGUUACAAUGUUUACUGUGUUGAAAAGUCAAUGGUGCAUCAGUGAAAUGAAAUUGGAAUAUUUGUGUUCUCACAGAGCCUUUUUUUAAGCUUUUUUUUUUACAAGGUAGCCAGCAUGCUAGUGCCACCUCUACUGCAAAAAUGUGAUCAAAAAUAGCUGUGAGUGAGUGUUCUGUAUAAGUUCUCCCCUGACAGGCUUCAGACAUAGAACUCCUACUGACCUUGUGUUGAAUACUGUGCAUAGCAGAAUGCUCUUAUGUGUGUCAUGUAGCUGGUGGACUUCUACAGUGUAGUCAUUCACCAGCCACAAUUGGUGUCAGUAGAAUCGGACCGCACAUGGUCAAAGCUGAUCUUUAACGUGGCUGGUCGGGUCUCUGCCGGCGCUCACGGCUUUGCAGCUGCAGCAGGUUCUGUAGAUUUCUGCCAGUGCUGGAAACUGAACCGAGGAUCCAGGGGGCAGGUUUAAUGGAGACCUUCUGAAAAGUAGGCGGUCAUGCACUGAAGCUGAUCCAUAAAGCUAGGAGAUGUUCGGCUGUUGUUUGACAAGUCUCGGCCAAUGGGAUGAAGACUCUUUACGAUAAGAAGACUUUUUAAGCACAAGAUGAGCUUUUUUUGUCGUGCCCUUUAUGAUAUCUAGAAUAUUGCAGCCUCCCCUGCAGCCCUGCCCUGCUUGUCUUACAUUUACCCUAUAUACAUGUUUUUACAGUCGCUCAGCGUAUUUAUUGUGCUUUUAACAGACUGAAUAGGAGCGUGUGCAUGUGUGUGCAUGUGUGUGCGUGUGUGUGCGUGUGUGUGUGUGUGUGUGUGUGUGUGUGUGUGUGUGUAUGUGUGUGUGUGUGUGUGUGUGUGUGUGUGUGUGCGCGCGCGCUUGGUUUCAAACAUGCAGCUAGGAUAGGAGUCCUUGUUUUGACACUCAGCGUUGUUAUUUUUUAAAGAAAAAUAAAUUUGUAAAAAAUGAAGAGAUGUAGCAUUCACUGUUCACUUGUUCAUUUGUGUGUGUUAACAUUCCAGGUGAAUGUUGGUGUAAAUGUCAGCAUGUGUUGGUGUCAGUCAGUUUAUCAUUGCUGUGGUGCCCAAAGUCAGACAUUUUAAAGCCCCGCCCAUAUAUUAAAGCAUAAUAUAACAAAUAAAGUCAUUCUGUUUGGA
Molecule: messenger RNA, 3218 nt
Organism: Acanthochromis polyacanthus (spiny chromis)
Lineage: Eukaryota; Metazoa; Chordata; Actinopteri; Pomacentridae
Exons: 13
Coding region: 325-1284 (319 amino acids)
Source: RefSeq, a predicted model, not a curated record